CUCUGCACACCUGCGGCCCUCUGGGGCUCCACAGGAGGGAUAAAAGGGCCUCCUCCUCCGGCCCAGGUUGCCUUGGUUCUUCUCUCUGGUGGGCUAAGAGGAAGGAGGAGCUGGCCUGGCCUGAUGGAGGCGCCGUCAGAAGAGAUGCAGUUGCCACUUGCCAGACAGUCCCUCACCUACAGCAGUGUCAAGCCUCGCUGCCCCCCGACACUGACCAUGGUGAUGGAGGCCGUGAAGGCCCUCAACGAGACGAAGGGCGCUUCGGUCAUCGCCAUCCGGCUCUUCAUUCUGCGCAAGUACCCAGGGGUGGAUCCCAUCCGGCUGAAGUACUACCUGAAAAGGGCCUUGGCCAAAGCGCUGGACAAGGGCUACCUCGUCAGACCCCUCAACUCUCUUGCCCAGGGGGCCACUGGACGGUUCAAGUUAGCAGCAGAGAAACCCAAGCAGAAGAGAGACAAAGGGAAGGCAUCUUCAGAGAAUGAAGCUGCCCCCAAACUGGAGAAGAAAGCAGCAAAAAAAUCAAAAGCCAAGACGGCAGUGGGGAAGCCGAGGAGCCAAGCAGGUGCUGAAGGGGAGAAAAAGAAGGCUCCGAGGGCGAAGCCCAAGGCAGAACCUGGCAAGGGCCUGGCCAAAGGUCCAGCAAAGGCCUCUGAGGGGAAGGCUGCUGCAGCCCCCAAGAAACAGAGGAGCAACCCAAAGGCCUCACAAGCAAAGCCAGCUGGUAAUCUCAAGAAAAUGGCUCCCAAGGCCAAGGCGGCAGCAAAGCCAAAGGGCCCCUCCAAAACGGAAGAGGCCGCCAAGCCCCCUCCGGCUGGGAAGGCCAAGGCAGCAGCCAAGGAAGCCAAAGCCAAAAGUGGGGCAGGCCCAGCCACCGCAGGCAGCCAGGCCAAGCCGUCUGGGGCCAAGGGGAAGAAGCCGGGGCCGAAGAAGGGGGCGGCCAAAGGCAAGGGGAAGAAGGAGGGGGCUGGGGGGUCUGAGGCAUGAGCGGUGGCAGAACUGCUCUGGUAGACAGCAGCCAGUGAGGAAGAGCUGUCCUGUAGUGCUGAGUGUCCAGUACAGGCAGGGGCUGUAUUAGGUGGCCACCUCCAGCCCAAGAACAAAGGCCCACCUGCCAGAAGUGAAGGCAUUUCUACUGGAUCAGAGACCACUAUUUUUAAAAAACUGUUUUUAAACCUUGUGCAUCUUUUCAAUAAAGUUAGUUAAGUAAGCAGUAA
Messenger RNA from Hemicordylus capensis (graceful crag lizard), 1214 nucleotides. Its product is annotated as protein B4-like. The transcript has 5 exons. Bases 124 to 984 code for a protein of 286 amino acids. The record is from RefSeq and is a predicted model, not a curated record. NCBI's taxonomy places the organism in Eukaryota, Metazoa, Chordata, Lepidosauria, Squamata, Cordylidae. Gene Ontology annotation, cellular component: nucleosome. Gene Ontology annotation, molecular function: DNA binding; structural constituent of chromatin. Gene Ontology annotation, biological process: nucleosome assembly.